This is a messenger RNA of Gymnodraco acuticeps, 2613 nucleotides long. It is a transcript of the gene lamp3, whose product is annotated as lysosome-associated membrane glycoprotein 3. The record is from RefSeq and is a predicted model, not a curated record. The transcript is spliced from 7 exons. The coding region runs from base 1404 to 2144 and encodes 246 amino acids. NCBI's taxonomy places the organism in Eukaryota, Metazoa, Chordata, Actinopteri, Perciformes, Bathydraconidae. Gene Ontology annotation, cellular component: membrane.
GUGUGUGUGUGUGUGUGUGUGUGUGUGUGUGUGUGUGUGUGUGUGUGUGUGUGUGCGCGUGCGUCUGUGUGUGUGUUUGUGUUUGCUUGCUGUGUGCUUUCACUGGUACUUUGUCCCUGUCGACCUUUGGCCUCUACCACUCUGAUUUCCUCACAGGUCCUCAGUGAAAUGAGGUGAAAGCUGCACAGAUGUUACACUCCAUAAAUGACAGUAUCAUCCAGACAUUGUGUUUGCUGUGUCUAUGUGCAGCCUCUGUACAGGAAUACACCAAGUUCACUGAGUUCACAUGCCAACCGAUGGGACGCAAACGGAGACCUCCUCCAGAGGUUUCUAAGUUUAGGGCAUCGAAUGUUAUUUACUGCCACUAGGGGUCCCUCAAUCAAAACAAUGAGAAAAGACAGAAUUGUAUGCCUUUCAUAACUUCCAAGGAUUACUUAAUUCUUCAUCAUUCAGGAGGUUUUGACUGGUAGCUGAGUUCUCCGUAGAUAAAUCACCUGGUAUAUCAAUAAGGUAAAACAUAGACAAAGGAAAUAAAUACGGGAAUAAAUGAAAACAUGGAGUUAAUUUCCAAAGAAAACAGAGCCUUGUCUUGGUUAAAAUUAUGGAUUUCUUUGACAAAAUGUGGGAUAUUGAAGUGCUCUUAUUGACACAUUUCUAACAUAGGUUAUUUAGACAUUUUAUCGUUACAAUUUUACUAAGAGGAGUCACAUUUUAAUAAAAGGAUAAAGGAAAACUCAAAUUAUUUAGUUAUUUUUACUUUACAAAAUAUUCAAAUAAAACAAAUUAGUUUCGAUUCAAUAUUUCAAUGUAAACCAACAGUAUAGCAGCAGCAGCAGCAGCAGCAGCAGCAGCAGCAGCAGCAGUGUAGCUUAACCAAGCCAGUAAGUAGGCCUACUCAAAUGUUUUAUUUUAGUAAAACAAUACCACACUGUAAAAAUACUAUGUUACAACUAUAUUCCUACAUUCAAGUAUUAGAAACAAAGAACAAGUUCAUAAUAUAAAUAAGUUAAAUGAAUUAAAUUAGAUAACUGAUAUAUUAAGAUAUAACAUCAGUCACACAUGAAAGGCAGUGUUGUAACUUUAGAAAUAUGCAUAUUGUUGUUAAUGCUCAAAGUCCCCAACUUCUAAGACACUAACAAAAGCAACAUGUUGUCAAGGUGACAUAUUUAGCACAUAAAGUUAGAGCUACAUGCUUCUGACUCAGAGUUUUACCAUCAUAAAGUUUCCAUCCGAGGUGUCAGCUCACCGCCUCCUGUGACUCUGCACUUCCUGUGCACGGCUCCUUUGGGUGUCAAGGUGGUCGACAGUUUCACAUUUAGAAGCAAAACCACAACUGAAGCACUCACACGGCUCCCAUCACAUCACUGCUGCAUUAUUCUCCUUUCUGCUGUUUUCUGUUGACUAUGAUGCUAAAGGCUCAAACAGGUGGAUGGUGUCUCAUAAUCCUGGCUAUUAUUGCAGGUGUCCAGCUCCAGGAAAAUGAGCGCUCUGUCCAGCCUGCGUCUGAGCCUCACGUCUACAGGCCGGCGCUGCAGCCCACUGAGACCGCCCCUCCAAUAGGGACCUACAAGCAUGUGGGAAAAUCCUGCAUAAAAGCCACCAUGGGAGUACAGUACAUUGUCAUUGAAAAAAAGAAGGCUUGGUAUUACAACCUGGAGCCCUCCAGGGUCAGGACGGGGGGGUCCUGUGGUGAAGAAGCUGCUGUCCUCUCUCUCACACUGCCUGACAAUGCUGCCAGUCUGCAGCUCACCUUCAGAAAGAAAGGGAAUAUUUUCUACGUCUCCAAUCUGACCGCUCACGUGUCUCCUCUGCCUGUCUGCCAAGGAUGUUCCAAUAAGACUUACUCAGGUGUGUUGACGAAUGGCAAGCUGUUUGCAGCAGCUGAUGGACAGAGCUUCAAGUGCGAAUCUGAGAAUCUGCCUCUGACGUCUCCGGAGCUGAGGAUCCGGCUGGUUCCUCUGCAGAUACAGGCCUUCGCUCUGCUCAAAGGACACUACGGAAAAGAGGUGGAGUGUUGGGCUGACUUUACCAAGCGAGUUAUCCCCAUCAUCCUCGGGGCCACAGUGGUGGGUCUUUUUCUCAUCGCCGUGAUGACCUCCCUGCUCAUCAAAGACCACCACAGAGAAGGAUAUGACAGGCUCUGAACUUCUGACAACUGGAUCUAAAAUAUUAGUUCAUCAUACACUGUCACAAAAAGUUCUCAAAUUAGCUCUCCUUAAUUUAAAGCACAGCGGUCUAAUGCCUAUAAAUCUUGACAAUGUUGUUCCAUUUAUUUCUUUGACUAUUAUUUAAUUAUUUUUUCCAAUUAUAAUUUGUAAUCAUCACAAUUGGGUUUAACAUUUAUUUUCCUUUUUAUUCUGUAUUUAAUGAUAACUUUUGUUCACAGCUGUGUGUUGUAAUAUUCAUAUUUGUGGCAUAUUCCAGAGUUAAUUGAUAAAAGAGAUGAGCCCUUAUUGACACACGCUUGUUAAUGAUUAAGUAAAUAAUCAUAACAACGCUUGCUAACCUACAUGUCAGAGAUACUAGAAAAUGAACAUCGCAUUUUGUUGUUGUUGUUGUUGGUAAUAUAAUGUAUUUUGAAUAAACAAAUAUUUCGUUAUUACAGCAAUUGAA